CAGUGUGAUCACAGACACCAACGAGGGUAGACGUAUUAACAUCCUUCUGUUAAUUUCCCUCGUGUAGACCUCUACACUCGAGGUCAUCAUGGUGAAAGUAGUCGUAGAGUAUUGCGGUGGAUGAGGGUACGCCCCCCGCUAUGAGGAACUAGCCAGGAUGAUAAAGGCAAAAGUUCCUCAAGCAGAGGUGACUGGCUUUGUUGGCCGCCGAAGUUCUUUUGAAGUCAACGUCGAUGGUAAGAUGGUCUUCUCAAAGUUGGAACGCAGGGGCUUUCCCAAUUUUGAUGAGGUCGUUGAAAUUGCGGCGGCUGCAGAACGUGGUGACACUAUUGGCACUGUGAAGAAAACAUCAGCAGCUUGCGCACUCUUGUAACUUAAUUUCAUUAAGGCUCUUGGAGCCUGCACAUGCAUAACUGAUACAGUACAGCAUUUAAAGUUUCAUC
Cherax quadricarinatus is the source of this 443-nucleotide messenger RNA. Lineage: Eukaryota; Metazoa; Arthropoda; Malacostraca; Decapoda; Parastacidae. The record is from RefSeq and is a predicted model, not a curated record.